Molecule: messenger RNA, 4606 nt
Organism: Gasterosteus aculeatus aculeatus (three-spined stickleback)
Lineage: Eukaryota; Metazoa; Chordata; Actinopteri; Perciformes; Gasterosteidae
Gene: rassf3
Product: Ras association domain family member 3
Biological process (GO): signal transduction
Cellular component (GO): cytoplasm
Source: RefSeq, a predicted model, not a curated record
CACGCGAGCUCUCCGGUCGGCGUCUCCGAUGACGUCACACACCUGUCGGCGCUUCUGUCCACCGAGUGAACCGCGGCGGAGCUUAAGGAGCUGACGUGAUGUUCAACGUCUCUCACCAUGGUCGGAAAUAUGCCCCCGUGCGCUUCUCGGAUCAGGGGGACUCUCCGUCACCUCUCCCGGCUUCGCCGAAGCAGGCACCGGAGACCCCCUGGUCGCCCCCCGGCGCGAAGCUGCGGAUCCCCAGGGCGGGAAAGGGCGCAGCGCACCUGAAGGCGGUCCGGCCGCACACGGCACCUCUGCCGGCCUCCCUGGAGAGCCUGCAGGCGGCCUGGAGCGGGAAGGGACACCGGGAGUGCUCGCCGAGCUGCGACGGGAGAAGCGGGUCAGAGGGUCGCGGCGGGGGGCCCCCGCGGGCCAAGAAGAAGGGGUUCAGACCCCCCGACGUGAGGACCAUCUUCUCCCCGGGAGAGAAGGACCCCAGGGUCAGAGAGGAGUCCGGGGAGGGACACACCUUCGUGGCCGGAGGCGAGGACACCUGGUGUGACUUCUGCUGCCGCUACAUCCUUCAAUGCGGAGUCACCUGUGCAGGUUGUAAGUACACGUGUCACGCCGACUGUCGGGACCUGGUGUCACUGGACUGUCACCCUGCAGGAUCCCCCCCCCCCAGUCAGGACCAGAUCAACAACAACACACCGCCACACGAUGUGGAGAAGGACCGGGAGCUUCGGACGGAGUUCAGCAGGGAGGAAAUCGGCCAGAAGAUCGACCAGUACAACAUGCUGACUAGAGACCUCCUCAAGAUGACUCUGAGUCCCACUGGUGUGUACACUGGUUUCAUCAAAGUCCAGAUGGAUCUGAGGAGGCCGGUGACGGUGCGGGGGGGUCAGAAGGGUGCCGGUGGAGGUCGGGUGGAGGAGGCCUUCUAUCUGCCCAGAGGAGUCACCAACACCCUCCACAUCAGCUCCAAUAACACAGUCAAACAGGUGAUCGUCGCCCUGCUGAACAAGUUCACCGUCGCAGACAACCCGGCUAAAUACGGCUUGUACAAACGCUACCGCAGGGAGGACCAGGUGUAUGUGUGUAAGCUGGCGGAUGACGAGCAGCCGCUGUUCCUCCGUCUGGUGGCGGGACCCGACGGAGACACGCUCAGCUUCGUCCUGAGGGAGCAGCAUGGCGAAGUCAUGUGGGACGCGUUCUCCAUCCCCGAGCUGCGCAACUUCCUGCGGAUCCUCGACAAGGAGGAGGCGGAGCAAAGGGAGGCGGUGAAGCGGCGCUACGAUGCGUAUCGCCUCAGACUGCAGGAGGCGCUAAGCGAGGUCAGAGGAGCCUCUGAGGGGAGGAGCCUCUGAGGGGAGGAGCCUUCCGUCGAACAGGACCACGGCGAGGAGGGAGACCCUUUUAUUUUUUUUGUAAUUCUCACCUCAGAGGAGGAGAAGUGUACAUUUUUGACGCGAGGUGAGGAUCCGGCGCUCGGAGGGAGGAAGUGAGGGAACGAUAAACUGACGGGACAGCGAGCGACGGGAGACGAAACCCGGAUUAAAGACCUCAAAGUGCUGCCCGAUCUCACCAAAGAUUCACUUCACCGUGCCAAACCUCCUCUUCCUCCUCUUCCUCCUCUCGGUCCUGCUGUCACAUAGUUUAUCUAAUUCCUUUUAAGGACUCAAGGCCACGUGUUGAGUCAGAGGUUUAUUUAAUUUUUCUGUUUUAAAGGUCUGUACAUAUUUUUUUUCUUAAUUUAUAUGGUUGAAGCUUUUUAUGAUUUGUUGAAAGAAACAAAAGUCUUAUUUUUAGUUUUUUUUUGUACAGAAGCAGAGUUUAUCUACUGGAGGAAAAGACACAACAUGAGCAUUAAAAACAGCUGAAGCUGCGUGAAGGUGGGAGGAAAAGGAAACAUUUAGAGGAUACACUGGAAGUCUCGAUUGGAGGGUAUUUAUAUUCUUAUGUGGAGUCUCGAGUGUGCCGUAGGAAUAAUGUUUAUUUACUUUUGCUGGUUGAUUCAGUUUGGUUCUAUGUUUACUGUCAUUUUUUUAAUUAUUAUUUUAACAGAGCGGGAAAAGCAAACAAUUAUAAUAACAGAUGUGUUUAAAUAAAACACACUCAUGCAUAUAAUCCAUCAAUAAUGAGGUUUUUGUUUCUUUAAUCGGCUUAAUUGAGUAACUAUAACCAAAUACUUUACCAUUAAAAGACCUUUAAGAUUUUUCCUUUACUAAUGAACCUGCUCUUUUAUUUUCUAAUUAAUCAGUUCAUUACUUGCCAAUCAUUCAUUUACAACAAGUUGAAAGAAAAACAGCAACGAAAUUGGACAAAAUGAAAUGGAACAUUACUUUUAAUUAGCCGUCACAAUAAAACGAUUCACUGCUCACUUCAGUUGGAUAAGUUCUUAUUGGCACACUACAGACUCCAUUAAAGAACGUCGUAAUAAAAAAAAGACAGCGGUGAGCUCGGGAGGACGUUUGGUCUGGUUCGAUUAGUCGUGACCUCUGACCCUGCGUGGCCACAUGAGGGCGGAGGGAAACUCGACAGGUUUCUGGAAGGUGACGGAGAGGAAGUGGAAGAGGAGACGUAAGAUGGAGGAAGAAGGAGACGAUGGGAUCCUGUAAUCCACAGGAGGUCUGAAAGGGGAAAUAUUGAAGAGGAAAGGAAGGAAGGAAGGACGGACGUUACACACAGAGCUCUGCACAAAAAUGGAGGUCUUUUGUGCAGUAAAGGUUCAUGAAAGGUUUUGAAAAGUUGAUCGCUGCCUUAAAUAUAUCUAUGCAAUGUUGUCUUUAGUGAAUUCAGCUUAUCGUUUAUGGCUUUGAGACCAAAGAGGCUCCUUUUUUUAAAUUUAGUUUUGUAGAAAAUUCAUUUUAUUUCUGGUGAUCGAGAAAGCAAAAAAACAUGUUUGAGAAAACGAAGAUAAUCACUUUCACAAACGACCAGAUUCACGAAAAUAAUCAAUAGUCAAAAAACGCUUUUUGCGCUGCAGGUACUGAAUGAAGUACAACGGCGCCGCCUAGUGGACAGAAACUGCAGCUACUUACUUCUGUGUCAAACUAUUGUUAUUUUCUUAGAACCAAAGAUAUUUUUGUGGUGUUGCCUGGAGCAGAACAUUUAUUAGAGGCCUUUUCCCAGUGGAGGGAAAACCAUAUAUAGUUUUAUCUGAAGGGGUUUUAACCCGUCGUCUUCUUGUAUCAAACACUGGGUUUACGCUGGGGAAGCAAACACUAAAAUGGUCCAAAAAUUUGAAUCUUUCAGGCAGCUGAAUGUCUAAUUGUGACGGUAAAUUUCAGUUUUACCCAUCGGGAGGAGAUAUACUUGUAAAUAUAAUAUUGUAUAAUGUGACUGGAGGUCGCAUUUGGGGUCAAAUUGAAAACGUAACCGUUGCAUUAUGGGAAAUGUAAGAACCUUUACCUGUACGUUAACUUUAUGGUGCAAUAAUAAAUCCACUGAAUUACAUCUUAAUUUCUUUUGUUGAUUAAAUUCCCUCUUGGUUUUUCCCAGUAAUUAAUUUCUCAAAGAACUUAUAUAUAAAUUUCAGGGUGUAAGAAAAACUAAAUGAUGUUUAAAACUUAAAAUUAGGUAGUUGCCAAUAAUGAAUAAAACUGGAAUCAAACUACUGAAUAUUUCAAAUAAUUCACAUAAAUUAGAUAUUCAGUCCCUUGUAAAACUCAAAAUAUUUUGACCUAUUUUUGCUUCCCUAUAAUAUAGUUUAAACAUGUUACGAAAGUCCGCAUGGAAACAGUUUAAUCAUCUUAAAGCCAUGUUGUUGUUGUUUGUCUAUCUGAUAAACAACCUUAGCUGUUAAAUCCAGAUGAGUCGUAUCGAUUAUUUUCGGGCACUUUAACUUUGAAUUCAGGGAAGACAGUUUUUUAUUUUAUUUUGGUCUCCUGCCGCCAUCAGACUCUUAACAUCUAACACGCUAUAAUCUUAUUUUGAAAGAUGUCGUUGAGCUCUUCUCUUAAGUUGAUUUGUUUUUCUAUGACAUGGAACACGAUGGACAAUAUAAUAGUUUUUGUGUGGAAGGCCUGUGGAGGCCAUGACAUUUUGCUGAAAGCUCCGGAGAAAAAAUAUAUUUUAUUCUCCUUGAACGUCUUUUAUAUAUUCAGAUUUGUCUCCAACUCAAACAAAGUGAUGAUAAAUUAAUUAUUAAACCAGCAGAUAAAUACAAAGCAGCAGUUUUAAUAACGUUAUUAAGGACAUUUUAAAGGCAGAUUUUAGUAUUUCUGUUUCCAUGGUGUUUAAUCCUUGAGGUGUACUUACUUAUUAUUUUGCAGAGCUUUCAGUGCGCUUUGAUACUUCGUGGAGCUUUUGAUCACAUGACACGAUCUUCACCGGGUAGAAAAUCAACCUGUGGUCACAUGACGCUUUGAUACGAUCGAAAGCUCCAGAAAGCCACUGAAGGGACUUUUUACGUACAUCUGUACAAUAAAUGCCAAACAUCUGUGUGUCGCUCUCCUGCCGUUUACUGACACGCUCCUUGUGUUUUGUUCCAAAUAUGCUGUUUUUUGUUUCAACAGAGAAUCACAUGGCAGGUUUUUAUUUUUCUGUUUGUUGCCAGAAUGUGGCCUUUGAGCCACGCGAGGCGGCGUCUAUUAAAGGUGGAAUUAAAACCAAAUAAAUUCUC